Molecule: messenger RNA, 2045 nt
Organism: Lotus japonicus
Lineage: Eukaryota; Viridiplantae; Streptophyta; Magnoliopsida; Fabales; Fabaceae
Product: protein NRT1/ PTR FAMILY 5.1-like
Exons: 4
Coding region: 132-1853 (573 amino acids)
Biological process (GO): transmembrane transport
Cellular component (GO): membrane
Molecular function (GO): transmembrane transporter activity
Source: RefSeq, a predicted model, not a curated record
CCUGACUUCUUGGUGCAUGCAGAGGAGUAUUGUUUUGUUAUCUCUGUAUUUAUUUGCUCUAUACCGAGCCAUGAUAGUACAUAGCUUCGUCUUCAAUCUCUCUAUAUUAACUCCAUUAUAACUUGGCUCACAUGGAAGCCCAAGCUCACACUCUAGACGGCACAGUGGAUCUUGGUGGACGCCCUGUGAUUUCUUCUGUAACUGUGAAAUGGAAAGCCUGCACUUUCAUUCUUGUUUACCAAGUAUUCGAAAGAUUUGCAUACUAUGGUAUAGGUGCCGAUUUGGUGAAUUACAUGACAGUCCAUCUCCACAAAAACGUGGUAACAUCAAUAACCAGCGUGAGCAACUGGUCUGGUUUAUCAUGGAUAACUCCAAUCCUUGGUGCUUACAUAGCAGAUUCUUACUUGGGUCGCUUUUGGACUAUCACUCUUUCCUUGCUUAUUUAUGCCAUGGGACUCGGACUGCUUGUCCUUACAUCUUCACUAAAGGGCUUGGGACCAACAUGUGAAAAUGGAGUUUGCAAAGAAGCAUCUAACUUCCAACUAGCAUUUUUCUACUUAUCAAUUUACACUAUUGCAAUUGGAAGUGGUGCAGUGAAGCCCAACAUGUCAACUUUUGGUGCUGAUCAAUUUGAUGACUUCAAGCCAGGAGAAAAAGAGCACAAAGUUUCAUUCUUUAACUGGUGGGUAUUUACCACUGCAUGUGGCACUUUAGCUUCCACCCUGUUUGUUGUGUACAUUGAAGAGAAAUUUGGAUGGGCUUUAGGGUAUGCAAUAUCAGCUAUUGGUUUUCUAGUUGCCUUUAUUGCCUUCUUUUUGGGCACACCAAUGUAUAGGCAUAAAUCUAGAAAGGCCAGAAGCUCUGCAAAGGGCUUUAUCAGAGUCCCGGUUGUUGCUUUCAGAAAUAGAAAGCUCCAGGUUCCUAGUAACCCUUCAGAACUGCAUGAGUUUGAGAUGGAACAUUAUGUUAGUAGCGGAAGACGAAAACUUCAUCACACGCCUUGUUUCAGGUUCUUAGACAAGGCUGCAAUUACAGAAAGCAAUACAGAUAACUCGAAUCCCCCAUGCACAGUGACUCAAGUAGAGAAAGCCAAGGUUGUUAUAGGAAUGUUUCAUAUAUGGUUACUAAUGCUGAUUCCUAGCAACUUCUGGGCAGUAGAAGUAACCAUAUUUGUCAAGCAAGGCACAACAAUGGAUAGGAGCCUGGGCCCCCACUUCCAUUUCCCAGCAGCCUCACUCUGGAGCUUUGCAGUGUUCACCAUGGUCAUUUCUCUGCCCAUCUAUGACAACUUCUUCAUACCAUUCAUGCGCCGACAUACUGGAAAUCACAGAGGAGUCAAAUUGCUUCAGAGGGUUGGCAUAGGAAUUGCCAUCCAAAUCAUAGGUAUUGCAGUCACUUAUGCUGUAGAAAUUCAAAGAAUGCAUGUCAUAAGGAAGCAUAACAUAGUUGGGCCUAAAGAAGUAGUUCCUAUGAGCAUAUUCUGGUUAUUGCCUCAAAAUGUUAUAUUUGGUGUUGCAAACACAUUCCUGACUUCUGGAUUGCUAGAGUUUUUCUAUGAUCAAUCCCCUGAAGAAAUGAAAGUUCUUGGCACAACAUUCUAUACGAGCACAAUGGCUGGUGGGAACUACUUUAACAGCUUUCUAGUGACUGUGGUUGAUAAAGUUACAAGGAAGAUGUGUGACCAUAGCUGGAUAGGCGACAACUUGAAUGAAAGUCACCUAGAUCACUAUUAUGCCUUUCUUUUUGUGAUAGCUAUAUUUAAUUUUGGGGUAUUUCUGUGGGUGUCAAAUGGGUACAUUUACAAGAAAGAAUGUACAAGUACAACAGAGCCUAAUGACGGCUUUUGUACCUAAAUGGUAUAGUUUAGUUUGGAAAUUACAGCUUUGGGGUAUUUUUUUUAUUUACCAAACUAGUAUAAAUCGUCACUGUCAGUGGCGAUUCUAUUUCUUUUUUUUACUUUUUUAAAGAAUCGCCAAUGCUAUUGGCGUUUUUGUUUUUUUUUUUUCGUUUAUUGAAUAAAUCGCCAACAUGGUUGGCGUUUUCUU